Molecule: messenger RNA, 2707 nt
Organism: Sander lucioperca (pikeperch)
Lineage: Eukaryota; Metazoa; Chordata; Actinopteri; Perciformes; Percidae
Gene: lrrc14b
Product: leucine rich repeat containing 14B
Exons: 3
Coding region: 35-1618 (527 amino acids)
Biological process (GO): negative regulation of DNA-templated transcription; positive regulation of cell population proliferation; negative regulation of apoptotic process
Cellular component (GO): cytoplasm
Source: RefSeq, a predicted model, not a curated record
GAGAAAAAAACCCAGGGGAUAAAACCUAAAAAACAUGAAGUCACUGCAAUUUCUUGCUGCUGAGAGCUUUGUCCAGAGCGGUCCAAGUGCUCUGGAGAACCUCAACUGUGUGUCUUUUAACCUCUACCCAAUUCUCUUCAAGGCCUGCUACCUCCAUGAGCAGGCAGACUUGCUGCAUGUUUUGGUCCAGGCAUGGCCUCUUCAUGUGCUUGACAUACAGAGGCUCCUGGGAGAAACAGUCGACUGUCAGAUGGACCUCACCUCCCGCACCUGCCGGCUUUGUCUGGAGGCGAUUCUAACUGGCUUAAAGGAUUAUGUGUUGUCUCCUCCAAGAACCUACGCCAAGAGCCUGCAUGUGGUGGACCUGACUGCCCUGAAGGAUAUCGAGCACCAGCCCUGCCCCUGCCAGUCAACCCUGGGCCGAUGGGGAAGAACCCAGCUCCUGACCCAAAUGUGCAACGAGACCAUGGUGGCCAUGCAAGCCAGCGAUGUGUCCCGAUCUCCCUUUGAAAUAUCUAUUGAUGUCCGUUUGAAUGGCUUCGUCACAGGCCGCAAUUAUGAGCUGGUGGCUCAGGCCUUCCUCCUCAAGCGCUACUGUCCACUGAAGCUUCGUUUUGUUAGUUUUCGGGCUGAUUCCCUCACUCUCAAGCAGCUGUUCUAUGUUCUUCGCCUAGCAGAACCUGAGUGCAUUUCAAAGCUUGAGGUAGUCCACAAUGUUCCCCUGGAGGCCCCACACUUGGAGGUGCUGCUGUCCAAGGUGGAAUUGCCCAAAUUACAGUCAUUGACCCUGCCGGCUGGGGCAUUGGAUGUUAGAAGGUUGGGCUCUGAUGAGAAUGAUGUGCUGUCCAUCAUCGGCAAUCUGCUGGCCCAACUGAGCAGCCUGACUGAGCUCUCUGUUGGUUUCUCCACUCUGACUGGACACCUACGCAGAUUGCUUAAUCCUCUCAACACUCCACUGCAGUGCUUGGAGUUGGCCAAUUGCUGCCUGAACCGUUUGGACAUGACGUAUCUGUCCAACAGCCUCCACAGUGAGUUCUUGGUUUGUCUGGACAUCAGCGGACAUGACAUCUUCAGCUCUUUCUCCUCCUGUUUCCACAGACUGCUAAGCCGCUCCUCAGCCACAUUGGUCAGCCUGGCCCUUGAAGAAUGUAACAUAGACGAUGAGGACAUGGACGCCUUCACUAAUGCUCUGGCUUGCUGUCAGGUGCUGGAAGAGCUCAAAUUCGUGGGAAACCCUCUGACCUCUGCAGCCCUGCGCAGGUUAUUCUCCAUGCUAUCUGCUGGAUUUCCUAAGUUAAAAUACAUAGAGGUACCUGUUCCCCGUGAGUGCUACUCUGAGGAUGUCACUUAUCCUCUUGAUGAUUCAGACCUACUGCUGUACAACAAGGAGUUGUUUCAGGAGGUCAGAGGCCAGCUGAUGGGGAUCCUGGAAGGAGCUGGUAGAGGAAGUGUGGAGGUGUGCACCCCACUCUCGGGGGCCUAUGACCCAGACCUUAAUGAAACCAGCAAUGAGCUGGGAGUGUCCAUGUUAAAAUCUUUUAACAAUGUCAUCGGGAAUUUUAUAGUUAGCGUAACUGACGUGAACAAUAGAAGAUCACAGGCUCGGGAAGAUAACUAAUGGGGUUGCCUGGAGUGAUCCAGUAAAUGGACUGACAGAAAAAGGUCAUGAUCUCAGAUUGUUUACACAAAUCUAUACAUUUGUGUAAAGCAGACCUGAAUCUUCAAACUUUGCAUAAAUGUUUUUGCUUUGUUGACAAUGAAUGACCCCUGCAGACCAUUUUUCUUUUAAAGUCCGUGUUCUUAGGCUAUACUAAAUGAGAUAUCUAUAUUUGAAUGUAGUGCUAGUACAGAAAGCUAGCACUGUCCCUAUGCAUGACUGAAGGCCAACACUGUGGAAAUAGAUCUAUUUACAUCAUAUACAGGGCUUCCAUUCCUGACGACAUUGUGUCUCAGAGGAUCUGUUUUUUUUCUCAGUGGUUCCUACAGUCUGUAAGGCAAACAGAUGUGCAGUGCAGAUAGAUGUAGCUAUUGAAGUGGUUAUGGUAGAUACUUCUUAUGUGUAUCUAUUGUAUAUGUUUGUUAUAACUAUAUUCUCCUUUCAAUUUUGUAUUAUGGAUUUGUAAAUGUCAAUAUUUGCAACAUAGGACAGAUCCAAAGUUAGCAAGUGUACUGUUUAUUUUGUCAUACUAAUAAGUCAAAUCUUCAAAUAGCCUACUAUCAUUACAUAAAAAGGGACACUUCCACAUCUUUCAAAAUGUACAAUUUUUUUAAUGAGCAGUUUUAUAUAGGUAAGAUCUCAUUUUAAAUAUUACACCAGGGGACAACCAUGCACCGACUGAAGACGAGGAUUAACAGCUUUAACUGGAAACCAUCUAUCUCUUCAUCCACUCCUCCCUUUCUUGUCUCUCACGGAUCACCUCCUCCAGAUAGGGUGUCAGGUAUCGGUCAUCCUAAAGCAAAAAAGAUAAAGAAACUAUGAAUCAGGAUAUAUCAAUAUCACAAAUCAUUCUAGACUAACAUUUUUUGGUGACUUUACAUAAAUAUCCUCCAAAGCCAAUUGUAUUGUUUCUUUUCUAUUUAAUAACACGACAACAGUUUUAGACUUGCAACUACAUACGUGUGAUUGGUGGUAAACAACGCAGUAUAAUAUGCCUUACAUUAAACCCCACAUCCACCCUGAACAAAAAACAAACAAACAUUUAAAUUA